Columba livia (rock pigeon) is the source of this 1921-nucleotide messenger RNA. Its product is annotated as olfactory receptor 6B1-like. NCBI's taxonomy places the organism in Eukaryota, Metazoa, Chordata, Aves, Columbiformes, Columbidae. Gene Ontology annotation, molecular function: G protein-coupled receptor activity; olfactory receptor activity. Gene Ontology annotation, cellular component: membrane. Gene Ontology annotation, biological process: G protein-coupled receptor signaling pathway. The record is from RefSeq and is a predicted model, not a curated record.
AUGAGCUCCCGCAGCCGCUGCAGCUCCCGCGCCUGCCGCUGCGCCCAUGCGGAGUGCAGCCGUGUGGCCAGGAGCCGCCGGUCCCGCUCGGUCGCCUCCUUCAGCUCCCGGGUGUGCAGCGGUGAAGUGGCAGCGCGGCUCUCGGGCGCGGAGUCGCUCGGCCUCCAGCUCAGCCCGCACCCUCUCCAGCUGCCGCUGCCGCUCGUCCUUCAGCAUCAGGCCCCGGCGGGGCGAGGGGCGGCUGAGCACCCCGGGCCCCCGGCCCACGCCCUGCUGGCUCCUGGCUGCGGCCAUGCCAACCACACGCCGCCACCAACAGCCGCCGAGGCUGCGCGUCGCUCCCUCCCAGCAGCUGCUGCCGCCCUUGACCGCGCAGCGCGGACACAGCGUCUGCAGCCGGCCGGGCUGGGCGAGCGUGGCCUCAGCCCCGGGUCCUGGCCCCGGCACACAAAGCGGGUCCUCAGAGCGCAGCCCAGCUACUGUGGGAGUGGGCCAGUCCCCAGAAGGCAAAAGCUGGAGGCUGUUUCCUCCCCUUCCACGUCCAGCAGGAUAAGAAGGUGCAGGCAUCAGGAGCCGCCACCCCCGGAGCAGCUGGAGCUGCAGCUGGAGCCGGAGCCAGAGCAGCAGGAGCAGGCAGCGCGAGAUCAGGAGCAGCGGCAGUGCCAGCAGCCUCAGGAGCAGCAGCAGUGUGCUGGGAUCGCUGUGGGCACCCAGCAUGGAAUGAAGAACCAAACUGCUGUCAGAGAGUUCAUUCUCCUGGGAUUUUCCUAUGGGCUGCAGGUUCAGACGUCACUUUACCUGAUCUUUCUGGCCACCUACAUGGUAACAAUCACUGAGAAUGCCAUUAUUAUCUUUGUGGUGAAAAGGAACCGUCACCUCCAAAAGCCCAUGUGUUAUUUCCUGGGGAACUUGUCCUUCCUGCAGAUUUGUUAUGUCUCAGUAACACUGCCCAGGCUUUUGCUUGGGUUCCGGUCCCAGAGCAUGACCAUCUCAUUCUCCGGCUGCAUGACCCAGUUAUACUUCUUCAUCUCCCUUAUGUGCACUGAAUGUGUCAUCUGUGACCACUAUUUGGCUGUGUGCCAUCCCCUGCGCUAUCCAGCCAUCAGGACGCACAAGUUGUGCCUUCAGCUGUUGAUUCUCUCAUGGGCAGGAGGCUUUUCCAUCUCCUUGGUCAAGGUGUCUUUAGUUUCACAACACGUCACGAACCACUUCUUUUGUGACAUCUCUCCCGUCCUGAGCCUUUCCUGCACUGACACGUCCCUUGCAGAGACAGUGCACUUUGUGUGAGCCUUGGUGGUCCUGCUGAUACCUCUCCUGAUCAUUGUUUUCUCCUACUGCUGUAUCCUGUCAACUAUCUUGUGUGUCUUCAGUGCAGGGAAGGAGAAAGCCCUUUCCACUGGUACCUCCCAUUUGGCUGUAGUCAUGAUCGUUUUCUCGGCCACUCUCUUCAUGUACGCCAGGCCCAGGAGGAUCCAUCCGUCCAAACUCAACAAAACAGUGUCUGUCUUUUGUGCUGUGUUCACUCCAGCACUGAACCCUCUGAUCUAUUGUCUGAGGAACAAGGAGGUGAAAGAGAGUCUGAGAAAGACCACGGGCACAAGCUGCUUUGCACACCAGUAAGUUCUGAGGAUAAGGAUACGGAGGAACAUGAGAGGAGUGACAAGUGUCCUUCUUGAAAUGUGGUUGAGUAAACCUCUACAGCUUGUUCAUCACUGACUCCGUCAUCACUGACUCAUUGCACUGAAGCCCGGCAAGGAAGAAAUGGUAUGUGGAAAUGUCUCCUUCCCAUUCGUGAGCGCUGUGACGCUGAAUAUUCUGCUACAGUAUCAAUAAAAUAAGCCAUAAUAGGACUUUGGCUGAUGGAUUAUUUCCUUUUGAAAAUCCUAAACCCUAGAUUUAUAGUUUUCAAAACCAUGUAGGA